AUGACAGACGACGACGAUAGACGACGACAACUGCACUACGACGAUAGGAGACGACAACCACACUACGAGGAAAGUGACAACGGCCGAGCACCCCGUCCCACCAAUGGUGAACACGGCCCCACCCACAACGACGACGACUCACCAACACCCUCCCGAACGGCUGCAACGGCCCACCAACUGCACGAGCAGAUUCAAUUGUGCAACGAUGGCUCAGGUGAUUGCAGCUCAAGUCAUAAUUCUGGUGUGGUUAACAAAGAAGCUGCCAUCGUUUCUAGGCGUGUUGGUGACGCCAAGGAUCGGGUUCAAAUGGAGUUUGAUGGCCGAACUGGGGAUACCAACACAUGUGCCAAAAUAAGCAUUAACUACAUAAUCAAGUUAUUUUUCCCUGAUGGAGCUACAGGACUAGCGGAGGCUACUGCUGCUGGGGAAGGGAUGAUGGGAGCAGCGGGGGCAGGCUUGGGGAUUACUUACGCUUACUGCUACAUACUAAUGCUACCUGAAAAGUGUGACACAUAUGGUACAUAUAUUCAUUGUGAAUACGUUGGAAGCGGUGACAAGGACCCCAGGCUCCUGUCAAAUUUUUUCGGAUCAGGCUCUAUCAGGCUUCAAACAGACCUGACCCUGCUCGCCAGAUUGGAUGAUGGCUUCUCCCGCGAAGGAGUCACAGAGCCUGGUGCGUCCAUUGGUAACCGUAUUCCAUCGUCUGAUCGUACUGGUGAGAGCAGCAUUAAAACAUCUGUUGUAUGCCAGGGAAACACUGCGUUCAAAAACGAGGAUUACCGGACAGCAAGGUCCCUCUAUACUCAUGCGCUGUCGAUCGACCCCUUGAAUGAAAUUUAUCCUCUGAAUCGGGCGAUGGCGAAUUUGAAGCUUGAAAGGUGGUCGGAAGCGGAAAUAGAUUGCACGGCAACUCUCAAAAUAUCCCCUGGACAUUCAAAGGCUAUUUACAGGAGGAUUGUGGCACGACGGGAACUAGGGAAAUACAAACAGGCGAACGAAGAUCUAGACCUGUUCAUCAAUGGCGGAGGGGAUCGCCUUUUAGCAGCGCAAGCACGGGAAUCACUUUCAAAAUACCCCGUUGAGGAUAUCAAUCUAUCGCCUUUAACCACUCCGGAUCCCACUGAUCGCCUUGCGAAUGAAGUUCACGCUAUUCGCUUGAAGGAAGGAGACCCUUUCACCAUCCGCGAAUCGAACACUCGGAGAGGUUGCUGUGCCCUCGCUACCAAGAAAAUCCGCAGAGGAGAUCUCAUCUUGUCCGAAAAGCCAGUCGUCAUCGUCAGGACCGAAACGUCGACCGGUAAACCACAGCAGCUCGCCAUACAAUCCGAGCUGCGCGGACUUUCACCAACUCAUCUGAACAGUUUCCUGCACCUCUCCAACGGGCACUCGGAUUGUUCCUGUUUCCCGGGUCAGCGUGCCACCGGCAUCUUCGCCACUAAUUCCUUUGCGCUCACCGACGAUCAAAGUGGUAUCGGUUUGACAGGAUGUCGCUUCAAUCACUCAUGCUCCCCGAACGCGAGAUUCUCUUUUAAUCCGACAAACGGUCACUUCCGCAUUUUUGCGCUGAGCGACAUACCUGUCGGCGAAGAAAUCUGUGUUGCGUAUCUCAGUUCCAGAAAGUUGUACGGUCAAACUCGCCAGCAGAGGCAGGGGCUACUCCGUUCUCGCUACCACUUCACUUGCUCUUGCUCAGUAUGCUCUCUUCCCAAGGCUGAGAUGACUUUGAGCGAUAGCCGGCGAGUGAAAGUCAACGAGUUAUGGGACAAGGUUCCUAUGUUUCGCCCAAACCAGACAGUCCAACGGUUGAACACUAUCGUUCAAGCGAUCAAUUUACUGAAGGAGGAGGGUUAUGCAGCGGACUAUGACGAUUUCACCAACGAUGCCGCGAUAAUUUGCGCAUUCCACUCGGACUAUGAGUCGUCAAAGUAUUGGGCCAAGCUAACUUAUGAGACAAGGGUGGCAGAAUUUGGCGAAGAUAGCCCGCGAGCUGCAGAGGUUCGUGAUACAUAUUUGAACCCAAAAUCGUUCUCGAUGGCUGGCACUGGUCGGGUGCAGCGUUUCUCCCACAUACGGCUCUAG
Molecule: messenger RNA, 2079 nt
Organism: Laccaria bicolor S238N-H82
Lineage: Eukaryota; Fungi; Basidiomycota; Agaricomycetes; Agaricales; Hydnangiaceae
Exons: 8
Coding region: 1-2079 (692 amino acids)
Molecular function (GO): protein binding
Source: RefSeq, a predicted model, not a curated record